Aptenodytes forsteri (emperor penguin) is the source of this 7017-nucleotide messenger RNA. It is a transcript of the gene ZBTB33, whose product is annotated as zinc finger and BTB domain containing 33. The transcript has a single exon. Lineage: Eukaryota; Metazoa; Chordata; Aves; Sphenisciformes; Spheniscidae. Gene Ontology annotation, biological process: regulation of transcription by RNA polymerase II. The record is from RefSeq and is a predicted model, not a curated record. Bases 10 to 2049 code for a protein of 679 amino acids. Gene Ontology annotation, molecular function: RNA polymerase II cis-regulatory region sequence-specific DNA binding; protein binding; DNA-binding transcription factor activity, RNA polymerase II-specific. Gene Ontology annotation, cellular component: nucleus.
UUUGUAGGAAUGGAGGGGAAAAAAUUGAUUUCUGCAACAGACACACAGUAUUCUAAUGUGCUCCUUCAGUCUUUGAAUGAACAACGUGGCCACGGACUUUUUUGUGAUGUUACCGUCAUCGUGGAGGACCGGAAAUUUCGAGCUCACAGAAACAUCCUUUCGGCCUCAAGCACGUAUUUUCACCAGCUUUUCUCAGUCGCUGGGCAAGUGGUUGAACUGAGCUUUGUAAGAGCAGAAAUUUUUGCAGAAAUUCUUAACUAUAUUUAUAGUUCCAAAAUAAUCAGCAUUCGAUCCGAUUUACUUGACGAACUGAUUAAAUCAGGACAGCAGCUGGGUGUUAAAUUCAUAGCUGAUCUGGGCGUACCUCCAUCUGAAGGAAAAAACAUGCCAAGCGAGGUCAAAGACGGUGCUUCAAAAACUUCAACUUCUAGUCCAGGUCAAAAGGAUGCUGAAACACAAGUACCUGUAAUAAGGCCAGAGAGUCAAGAGGUAACGGAUGGGAUGCCGGUUAUAACACAGUCAUUCUCCUUACAUGGCAUAGAAUACGAGCCUACAAAAAUUACAGUGAGUGAUUCAGAUGAUGAGGAUGAUGAUGUAAUUUUUUGCUCCGAGAUUGUUCCUCCAAAAGAAUGUACUAAAGAUACAAAUGCUGCAACCCAGAACCAGCCUUGCCCAAGUCCAGCUGGAGUUUCUGACCAAAAAUCAUGUGGCCGUGGUGGCUCUCCCCAUUUGACGAGCACCACAGCAGCUCAAAAACUCACUUCAUCUGCCAGUCAGCUAAGCCCAAACCAAACACAAUCAAGUGCCAAAUCACUUGUCUCUGCAACACCGCAGCAUUUGACUCCUAAUAUCAUUGUGCUAAAUAAGCCUCUACUUAACUCGUCGCUCGGUGCCAGCUCCUCGCAUCAAACACAUGUGACUCCUACAAUUAAUUUACUUGAGGAGAACCAGCAGCCAUCUAAUAAUGGCUCCUUAACUGAAGUGGAAACAACUGCUGUUGAUGAUGAAGAGGUUGUUGAAGAUGAUGUCGAUAUCAUUAGCUCCUCUAGUCCUGGUUCAGUCAGCAGCAGCUCUUUGGUUCAGCAGCCCUCUAUACCCAAGGCAGCAACCACUGAAGGAUCAGGUGUACAGAAAAAACAGGUUGUUACAUUUUCACAAGAGCCAUUUUCUAAACCUGGAGAAUUUAAAAUAAAAAUCUCAGAUGUCCUUACUGGAAACAACAAGGAAUUCAGUUCAGGUAUAGCAUCAAAGCAUGUGGCAGAAGGGCAGAAAAUCAUAACAUUAGAUACAGCAACUGAAAUAGAGGGGCUAUCCACAGGCUGUAAGGUUUAUGCAAAUAUCGGUGAGGAUACAUACGACGUAGUCAUUCCUGUAAAGGGUGAUUCUGAGGAAGGCGAAGCCAAGCUUGAUGAAACUCCUAAAACAUCUGCUGGUGAUUCUCCAAACAGAAAACGCAUGAAAGUAAAGCAUGAUGACCAUUACGAGCUCAUAGUGGAUGGAAGAGUCUACUACAUUUGUAUUGUGUGCAAGAGAUCAUAUGCGUGUCUGACGAGUUUACGGAGACAUUUUAAUGUUCAUUCCUGGGAGAAGAAGUAUCCGUGUCGGUAUUGCGACAAAGUUUUUCCUCUUGCAGAAUACCGUACAAAGCAUGAAAUUCACCACACCGGUGAGCGAAGGUACCAGUGCUUGACGUGUGGCAAAUCUUUCAUCAACUACCAAAUUACAGCCUCCCACAUAAGAUCAGUUCAUAGCCAAGACCCUUCUGGAGAUACCAAGCUUUAUCGAUUGCAUCCUUGUAGGUCUUUGCAGAUCAGACAGUAUGCGUACAUUACUGAUCACUCAAGCAGUAUACCAGUAAUAAACGAGGGUGGAAUUGUUUAUCGUGUUGGCACAGGGAAGGAGGGCACUGAAGGAACAACAUCUAACCCUCCAGCCAAACAAAUUACCUGGGAUGACAUUUUCAUUCCACAGGGAAAUGAAGCAAUUUUUAAACAAAAUCCAUCAGAGGGAAGUACUGAAUUUGAGUUUGUAAUACCGGAAUCUUACUGAAACGCAUUAAAUGCUGGAAAAAGGAUUCAGUGCAGAAAUACUGCAGCUGUUUUAAAUGAGCUGUUAAAAUCACUGUAAAUCAAAUGUUAAAGUGAAAACAAGUUAACUUGUUCUACCAAGUCAUCAAAUGGUAGCACUUGGAUGGAUCAUUAGUAGCUGCAAGUGAUUUGUGGAAGCAAUUAAUCUGAAAGUUUACUUGAAUAGAGAAUAAGUUAUUUCCAAGGAGCUGGCAGUGUUUUCUGGUAUGUUAAUUUUGAUCGAAAUGUGGGGAUUUGUAGCUUGAAAAGGUACAAUUUCUUCUAAAGAGCUAGAAAUCUUUCCUCUAAAGUAAUUGAGGUAUUUCCUGUACUCAUGCUUACUCUGUAAACCCUUUAUUUCAUGUUAGCACUUUAAUGCUGAAUUGUGUUUAGACGUUAAUCAAGAAAACAGAUUUUUUCAUCAUAGUCUCUUGAAUAUGGAACUAUUUUAAAAAAAAAAUCCCACAACUCAUAUUUAUUUGCGAACAAUGUAUUACUGCAAGGGUGCAAAAUAACUGUUCCAGUACUUCGAAGUAGUGUAUUUUUGAACUAGCAUCUUAGUUCUGCUUUUAUAAGCACUGUGAAUCAUCUGUCUUCAUGCAAAUAGUCUUGCCAACAAGAGAGACUCAGUUAGGGCUAACCUGAACAAACUUUAUUUAUACUUGGCAGUACGGUGAGCAGAGUAUUCAGUGUCUGGACCAGUAUGUUUUACUCUUUUUGCAACGGGGGGGAAAAAAACCCCAAAACCACAAAGCUCAAUAGUGAAGAAGCUUAGAAUACUGAGGAAGGAGAUAAUUUUGCCUUUUCAAAGCUUGAGGAAUGUUAGGCUUUCUUACUACUGGAAAAGAUGCCAGUAGUUAGUUUGGAAUAAAGUGCUGUUCCUUUUUUUGCUCUUCAAGAAGAAGGGUUUCAGUCUCGUAUCUUAAAAAAAGUAGUACUUAUGAUAAAAGUAAUACUUUUUUUUUUUUUAGCUGAAGGCUUUGAAAUUUACUUCUCAAAACUAUGAAAUAAUCUAAGUGCUGUAUCGGUUUAGCACUGAGACUGCUGAGGAUCUUGUAUGCCUAUUUGGCUAGAUCUUUAAGUGAAACAGGGAUUUGGAUUUCCCCUCUCCCCUUUAUAGGGUGUGGAAGCACGAGGACUAAACCGACACUCAAAAAAUACCCUCUAUCCACCAUAAUCCAAAGUAUCGUUUCUCUGCAGUUGUCUAGUUGUCAUCUGUUUUCAGUUUUGCGUUUAUUAUAUUGUCCUUUUUUUCUCCUUACAAUUGGUACAUGUUUCGGCACUUAGAAGAUAAAUUAGAUGUCCAGCUUGAACAGGAAACAGUAGAUCUGAGAAAAACAAAGAGCUGUUUACUGGAGUCAUAGUUUAGCAUUUCAGAUGUAGUCACUUGUUGAAUUUUUGUAAAUGGUAAUAUGAAAACUGCUCAAGUUCUAGAGAUGACUGAGAAAGAUCGUCGUGCAUAGUACUACUUAGUUACCGUAACCUUUCACUGCUUGAAUUACGGUUCAAGGUUUUUCUUUUCUCUUUCAUGUUUUAAGUAAACAUCUUGAUCCUAAGACCUUCAAGGUAAGGUUUUUAGACAUACAGUACUCUAGACAGAAUGACAUUUCAAUGCUAAAUUGUUCAAAUACAACUUGAGCUAUAAAAAAAGGGUACCAGAAAUCUGUAUGAGUAACGAUGGGAGAAAGAGGAGGAUUUGUUUACCUUACGCAUGUAAUGCUCAGCACUUCUGUUUUGUAGGCCAAGAACACGAUACACAUGGUUAUUUUCAGAUCAGAUUGCCGACCCCUUUGAACAUAAUGGGGUAUGCUUUCCAGUGUUACCGGUUGGAUGUUAGAAUCCGAGAUGGCGUUUCAGCAGUCAAACAUCAUUCUCACGAGACAUAAGUAUUGAUUGCCUGUAUUAGCACGGGUGGCUCUGGCGUAGCUGGCUGCCUGCUAUAUUGAGACUUCCCGAACUUUUUGACAAGAAGAAUACAAUGUUAUUUUUGUUAUUGACAUGAUACAUCUGGAGUUAAGCAUACAUUGCAAAGUGUACAUUCAGUAAUGAUUAAACGUAAUGGCUAUCAAUAUUUGCUGCUGAUAUAUUUAAAACCUUAAAUUAAACUGUGCCUACUAAAGGUCUCUUUUUGGAGGAAAACUGGAAAAUUAGGGCUUUGUAACUAUUUUUGCUAGAAGACUCUUGCUUGCAUGUGUCUCAGGGUCUUCAGUUUUCCUUGGAAGUGAUUUUUGAUAUCCAAAGUCCAGAGGUCAUGUAAAGCAUUUUUUAAUUUCACUUCCAGUAUUUAUUGGUUUGGAAACAUGUUUAAAUCCAUUCUUUUAAAACUUUUUAUGGGGCCAUGAGGUUUUAUAUUUAGAUUUCUGGCUAUUGCACUUAUAUUUGGGUUUUUGUUUGUUUUUGUAAACACUUAGCUUCCAGUUUAACUUAAUGAAAAACCUUAUGUAAAUAUUAAAAAGAUUGGCUUUGGGGUAAUGGACGAAAAAGAUUGAAUCUGAAAAAGCAUUUAUAUAAAAAUUUCAACAGAGUAUGGUAGCAAACCUCACAGUCAUUUAUAUGCAUAUAAAAACAUUAACGGAUCUGCUGCAAAAUAUGGUAACGGUGGCUGCAUCCUCACUGUAUGGUUUCUUUGGGGAUUCAUACCAUAGCAUUCCAGUAUGUGAAUUAAACAAAUAUUGAAAUUACAAUUGCUUAUUUAUUUUGUACUGUUAAGGCAUGCAGCUUAUAGUCGUCAGCUUCUGCAUCUUUUUAUAUACAUUGAACGCUGGGUUCUGCAGCUAUUGCCUAGGAACUGUUCCAUGUGAAACAUUUAUCACUUUGCCAGAUCUGUAAUGUAUAUAGCUGUACAGUCUUUCCUUAACAUACUUUUUAAAGUUGUGUUCUACUUUUCAUUAAUCAAUACUUGAUAUUAGUUCUUAGAGCUUUCUAUGGCAAAAAAAUAAAAAAAGUUUAAUUCUAAAGAAGAUGUAGCAUGUUUCUUUUUAAUGACAACGCAGCUUCUACAGUCUAACAUGUUAGAUUACCAACGGUUUGUAGCUUCCUUUUCCAGGUCUUUGGGAAUAGCAGGGAACCCCCUGCGGGGGGGAGGCGUUUUUAUUUGGGGCUUAGGUUUUUUGGUGGUGUUUGUUUGGAGGUUUUUUUGUUGGUUUGGUGGUUGGGUUUUGUUUUUUUUUUUGGUUGAGCACUUUCCAAGAAAGCGAAUUAGCCGAAAAACUCUACUGUGGAUUGUGAGCUGAAUGUUGUGGUAUACGCUUACCCAGAAUAGGCGGAGCUGCUGUGGAACAGUCUGUCCAACUACUAUGGUCACUGCAGAUGAGCUAGAAAUGAGGAAGAACAUACAUAGUGACCAGUGCAAUGCACUUCAGCUAACUCGUGGUUAGGGCUCCUCUUCUUACCAGGUUGCGGACCAGUUAUGAUUUGGAAGAGUUGGAUUGUUGGUGAACCAUGGCUAACGUGGAGAAAAUUAGUUACUUCAUGUAGACUUAGUACAGGUAAGGAAUGCAAUUUAAUAAGUAACAUUAUCAAAUGAAGUUUUAGAUGCCUUUAUCUCCUUGGCAUAGGGCUUCCACCUACUUCUGCUAACAUCAAUGAGCAGCUGAUAUCAUCAGGAUAGAAUUAGGCCCAAAGUAAUACAGUAAACAUGAAAGUAAGUAAAGGAGACACUGACACUGCACUAGCUGGAUUAUUUGCCUCUGUGUUAAGCAAAAAAUCAGCAGUAAUGACUUUACAGUGACUGAAGUCAGGGCACCCUGUUACGUGGGUAGAACUGCAGAAUUAUGAAGUGUGGGGGUAUCUGGGGCUUUUAAAAACAGAACUUUUAAAAAAAGAAAAAAAGGUGUCUCUGGCUAACCCUGGUAGAAACACCAGUUUCCAAUGUAGCAAAUACAAUCUUUUGGGUGUUUUCUUUGGUUUUGGUUUAGUUUUUUUUUAAAUGCACGAUGCCAUGAUACUGGAAUUCCUCAACUAACAUUAAAGAUGCUUGUAAAACAGGAAAGUUGCUAAAAUGUAAAAUGCAAUUUAUAAAUGUUUACAAAAGUCACACAGUUUUAUUUAACUUUGGUAAAGUAAUAAAAGGGUACAUAUGAGUCACAAUCUUGACAUUCUUGUAAGAAAUGAUGAAUACAGUGCAGAAUGUUGCAUUUACAUUAAACGCUUAGUUUUACUGAAGCAGAAGGACACGGGUAAUUCAACAGAAAAUCCCACCAGUAAUUUUUUGAAUGUGAAAAUGGACUUGUCCUUUUAUAGUGAAUUUAAAGCAGCAAUGUAAUUUUUGCUUAAAUAUUCCUUAAAAAAAAAAAAGAGAAUUUGGAUAAUUUCCAAAUUACUAUUUCCAAUUUCAAAAUUUCCAAGUUUAGUAUUUGUCAACUCAAAACCAAUGACACAAUUAUUUCCUAAUUGUUUCCCUGCCACUAAGUUAUGUUCCCCUCAUGAAUUUCUUAGUCCUGUCCUGUAGUGUCCCCUAGUCCUUCUAGCCCUAUUUAGUUGACAGGCACAAAUGGUAGAGUAUGUUUGUCAGAAGUGGGACACGACUGUUUGCUUUUAUUUCAAAGAUGGAGCAAUAAAAUGUUUUCUGAUAUUAAAUUAAUGUGCCCUUCUGAUUCUAGUUUUGUGGGGAGUUUUAUCAGGAGAAGUACUGCCUAUUUUGAAAUUGUCCAUGAUCUCUUACAAGAUUUACUUCAGGAAAAUGUAAUAUAAAAUGGAUGAAGCCCUAGUAUAUAAAUUUAUUUCCAGUAUGCAAAUUUAUAGGAGCUGCACUUCAACAAUCUAUCGUAAAACAAAAUGUCACCAGGAUAUGUUCUGCAUACACUACUGCUUUAAAUCCCAUGAGUUGUAUUCCCUUUUCCAGCCAUUUCUUUGUUCCUGGAGAAAAGUUACGUUUGCUUCUGGAUAAAGUGUCAUCCUUUAGCUUAUUAAUAUACUGACUAGUAUUUGACAGUGGAAAUGAUAAGGUUAA